UUCAUCAAUGAACAGUUCCAAGUGUGCGUGUCCUUACGAAGUGUUUGUUUUGAUUCGAUAACACGAUUUUUUUCGGCAGAAAAGAAAAAAACCCGGUCUCUCAACUGCAACACAUGUUGGCUGCUGCUGUCUCCGGUUUAAAUAUUUCUGCUCAGAAUGAAUUUCAUUCGAACGAGGUCUUCUGUGCUGCUUGGUAGUAUUCACCGCAGUUCGUAUUCUUGCUUUACGCCUGUGGGUUCCACGAGUAUUUCUAAUCGUUCGACUGAUAACAAACAAUCACUUCCUAAUAUUUGCUCUGUACGGCUCUUUUCAAAUUCACCAUCAAGCAGAAUGAAAUUUGUCCAGUUCAACACCGGUUCCGACAGCAAGCAGCGGCUUGGUGUGCUGUCAUCGGAUGGCACCAAAGUUGCCGACAUAUCGAACAGCUUCUCCGGUGAUCUGAUCACUCUAAUAAAAUCGGGUACUUCGUUGGAUGCAGUUAAGGCAAAGGUGGAAAAAGCAAGCAACAUCCCUUUGGCAGAUGUUCGCUUACUGUCACCGGUAACCAACCCUCAGAAGAUUCUUUGCGUUGGACUGAACUAUCGGGGACACUGCGAAGAGCAGAACAAACCCAUCCCGAAGGAGCCGAUGUUUUUCAGCAAAUAUGCAUCGACCAUCGUGGGACCGUUCGACGGGGUGAUUGCACACAGUAUCACCGAUCAAAUCGACUGGGAAGUUGAGCUGGCAGUCAUCAUUGGAAAGGAAGCGAAGCAUGUGUCUCGUGCGAAUGCCAUGGAUUAUGUGUUCGGUUACACGGUGGCUCAAGAUAUCUCCGCUCGGGACUGGCAAAAGACCCGCAAUGGGGGACAAUUCCUGAUCGGUAAAUCAAUGGACACUUUCUGUCCGUUAGGCCCAGCUGUGGUGCACAAGUCGGUCGUUUCGGAUCCAUAUAAUCUGGUUAUCAAAUGUUCUGUAAAUGGUGUGGAAAAGCAAAAAGGAAAUACUAACGAAUUGGUAUUCAGAAUAGAUGAUAUUAUCGAACGGGCGACACAAUCAAUUACGCUUGUGCCUGGGGACGUCAUUCUCACUGGAACUCCGGCCGGCGUCGGUAUGCACCGUAAUCCACCGGAGUUUCUCAAAGUUGGGGAUGUUAUCGACAGUGAAAUCGAAACGAUUGGACAAAUCAAGAACAAAGUCACUGCUGAUCAGUAACAAUGAUCACCACAAGUGUUAAGUUUGUCAAUAAAUUUUUAUUAAAUUUAUCAA
Messenger RNA from Wyeomyia smithii (pitcher-plant mosquito), 1245 nucleotides. RefSeq names its product fumarylacetoacetate hydrolase domain-containing protein 2. The record is from RefSeq and is a predicted model, not a curated record. The coding region runs from base 157 to 1191 and encodes 344 amino acids. Gene Ontology annotation, molecular function: hydro-lyase activity. The transcript has 5 exons. Lineage: Eukaryota; Metazoa; Arthropoda; Insecta; Diptera; Culicidae.